AUGGACGGCUACCGAUUGGAAAAAGUCGCUGGCCGCGGCGCGUUUGGAGUGGUUCUUGUCGCGCGCUGCGUUUCCGUAAGUUCGUUCAAGAUACUGCAGAUCUAACCUCGAAAUUAUUCAGACGAAGAAACGAGUGGCGAUCAAACGAAUGCUGCUGGAAUCGGCCGACCGUUUGGCCGUCGCCCGAGAGCUCAGCGCUCUUCGUUGUCUUCAACAUCCAAAUGUUCGUUGAAAAAAAAAAGCGAAAAACUUCAAAAGAAAGUCUCAAAAAUUUAAAUUUAAAAUAUUGCAGUCGGUUCAAAAUUUAUUUUAACCACUUGUCAAAGCGUGCUCCAGCGCACUUUUUUUCACCUCCUGGCUUCCGAUUUAAUUUUAGCUUUUUUUCGUUUUUUUCAAUUUCAAAUUUUGUGUUCUGUCUCUUAGCUUCCAAGCUAAACGAGCUUUCUGCUUAUUUGGAAAAAGGUUACGGGAAAUCAUACAUAUUUGAAAAAAAAAACAUAAAUUCCUUUGAAAGUUUUCUAGCGUGCGUCUAUUCUCGCUUUUUUUUCGUCUUUUAACAUAAUUUUCCGCAGGUAUUGAAGUACCUCGACGUUUUCGCCGCUGGAGGAACUCUGUCUAUAGUCACCGAGGAGGUCCCCUACACUUUGCACGACGUCAUCGUCGACGUAAAACGCCCGAAAACUGACCAAUUUCUCCGGUAAACUUAUUUUGAAUCAAAAAAUUACCUUUUUUGACCUCAAAAUCAUGAACCUGAAGUUUUCUGAUUUUUUUAAUUUUUUGCAGAUGGUUCUACUCUCAAUUACUCGAAGGAGUUUCCUAUAUGCAUUCGAAAGGAGUGAUGCAUAGGGUAUGCUACUUUAUAUGAUUGAAAAAUCGGGAUAUUCCAGGAUAUGAAGCCCGAGAACGUCCUGGUGACGUCACAGAACCUGGUGAAAAUCGCCGAUUUCGGCCAGGCCUGUCUGUAUGUGGGCAAUGACCCCAAGCGAGAAUAUGAUGAAAAUGUGGGUUUCUACGUUUUUUUUUUUAAAUGAACCAAGUCCUAUUAAAACGAUUACUAUCCUUGGGAAAACAAUUCUGAGCUGAACCUUAAUAAUAUCCAAUUUUUCAGCACUUUCUUCUCUUUAACCAUUCUUUUUCUUCUAUUUUUCUCAAUUAUGUUUCUUGGUAUCCAAAAGAAUAUUUCUCUCAUCUCUCUAUCAUUCCCAUUUGUUGCUUCUUUCCGAGUCGAAGAACAAGGUGUCGAAGGGCACGAAACAAGUGUCUUAGAUUGAUGGGCCAAAAUGUGUACAAAAUGGAUUGAGACGUCUUUUGAGCUUGAUUUCCCAGCUUUCCGCUGGUUUUUACGACUGCAAAACGACAAGACACAUUGAUGAAUGAGUCCUCGAUCGAACUUUUUUUUUGUUGAGCUGACUUUUUCUUAAAAAUCGCUUGAUUUUUCGUUGGAACUUAAUUUUUAUUACAGUAAACUUGUUCGGAUUUGUUCUGUUAGACGUCAUUUCAGCCCUUGAACUGUAUUCGUAUAGAAAAAUGAUGAUGAUGAUGAUUGAACUUUAACCAUUUGAUAGGUGAUUAGAAAAAAUUAUCUGAGAUUGGCUUGAAAUUUCAAAUUAUGGAUGGAUUUUCUCAAAAUCUGAAGAAAAAUUUGAAAAAGGAAAACAAAAUGUUUCAUCUGAUAACGAGAACUUUGAAUUUUUCUUAGUUCUGGACUUUUUUUCAAAGUUAAAACAAAACAUGUAUCCUCUACAUAACCAUUUCAAGUCUGAAAUGUUUUUUUUUCUUUUUUUCUUGCUUCCAUCUUCAUUUUUCUAUUAUUCAUUUUUCAAUAAACAUUAAAUCCGAUUUUUUUUUGAGUUUCGAAUGUAGUUUUCAAGAAGUUUUAGUCCAACUACUCAAAAAAAAAAAUCGAAAAUUUUAAACGAAAAUAGUAGCUUCGUCAUUCCUGAUGAAAAUAGGUUUCCAAAAGUUUUUAAGAGAAAAAAUAAUAUUUGAUCUUUUGCUGGGAACUUGCAGUUCGUUUUUUCAAUUAACAGUACCGAUUUUAGGAAAAUAAAUUUUACAGGUUGCGACAAGAUGGUAUCGAGCUCCAGAGCUGUUGUUCAGCUACAGGUCUCAAUUUUAAACUUUGAAUCAAGAAAGAACAAAGAGAAUAUUUUCAAGGAAGUACACUCCGACGGUUGAUGUUUGGGCGAUCGGCUGCAUCCUUGGCGAAUUUCUUCGGAGGAAGCCCAUUUUUGGGGUUAAUUUUUGGAGCAUCUUCUAUUCAUUCUAAAUUUUGAGAUACUCUGAAAAAAAUUUAUCUUUCUCAAAAGUCAGGCCCUUCAAGGAGGUUAUUUGACUUCAAGUCGCACAAAAUCUAAAGACUUCAGACGACAGAAAAAUGUCCUGAAAAUGAUAUUUGAGGAAAUUUAUACAAAUAAAGAUUUUGUAGAUUUUCGGAGUAUUCGCGUCUGUCUAGAGAAAAUGUCUAAAAAACUGUCUAGAGAACAUGUAGCAAUAAAUCCAAAGAGUACACGUUUUCAAAAAAUAUUACCGAGACCCUUUUUCACGAUUGGCUUCAUCCAUGAACCGGCUACAAUCUCUCAAUUUUAUUUUUGCCGGGUUUAAAAUCUCUGGAGCUUUGGGAAGGGCAGAGUGGUCCCCGAAGGAGACAAAAUAGCGCUCCCUAGAAGGCUAAAACUUAGGUGGUUCCUUAAGUGGUAUUUUUUAUCAUUUUAUUUUUUAUUUGUCAGUUUAAAAAGAGGUAUAUGAACCACUAGCACUUUCCUCUAAAGUGGCGUCUUACGGAAAACCCUAGUUUUGCUACUUUCGCAAGCUUCAGUGCCCUUAUAGUGGAAGGUAAGGGGAUCUGUAAAGAGGAAAUUUCCAGUGCCUAAAAAAGUUAUCUUCAUUUUUCGAAGAAGAUAUACGAAUCGCAUGAAGUAUCCGAUUUAUUUAUUGAUUUUUCAGGGAAGAAGUGACUUGGAUCAAAUCUCGUUGAUUUUCGGCGUCCUUGGAACUCCGACGGAUCAAUCUUGGCGGAGUUGGAAUAAGAUGCCCGACGCCGGAAAGCUGAUUUUCGCUUCGAGACCGGCUGCCAAGGAUUCCGACUGGUUUCAUUUGUGUAAGCGCUUUAUAAAAAAAUUUUCAGCCGGAGUUUUUUGAGUCCAGAAGGCUCCCUAUAGGGGUUAAGGUAAAAAAGCCGUGAUACUCUGAACCUCAAGUGGCCCCAAUAGGGUCUAUUAUUUUUGUUUAGAUUUGAAAUUUUAAAAGUCAUUGAUCCUCUGUUGAUAUUUUUCAUUCAAACGCUAAUUUAUUGAUUUUUUCACAUAUAAAUGCUUAAUCUCAUUGAAUUCAUAACAAUAAUCCACUUCCCUAUAGGGACCACCAACUAAAACCCCUAGGGGUCCUUUAGUGAUUCUAUAGUGGAGGCAAAGUGGUCUCUAGAGGGGAACCUUCAAGGCCUUUAAGGUUGCCCCUAUAGUUACCACUCUGGAAUUCUGAAAAAACCAGGAACGAUCAAACUUAUCGAAAAUUGUAUUCACUAAAGCGCCAAUCAAAUUCUUUCGAGUUUCCCUGUAGGAAUCACCAAAAUUUCCCCUUAUGAAAUCGUCGAGAAAUCCGAGCCAAUCCGUGCCUUGUCGAGCACGGACAAGCCAUUGUUAUUAUUUUUCGGAGAAAAUCACGCAAUCUGGUUGUUUUCUCGAUGGCGAAAAAACUACUAAAGCAAUUACUUGGAGUAAAGUCGUGACUUGUUGUAGUUAGAACCUGAGCGCAGGAGGAUAAUAAUAACGUCUUUUUUUUCUCUCGAGUAUGAAAGACUAGACGAUCUUGAAAAGUUAGAGGGUUUUCCAGGCUUGAUAGAGGUUGGAAAAUGAUCACUCUAGGAUCAAGCAAAUUUAUAAGUUAACAGUAACGUUCUUGGAAAAGUUGGUGUGUUCCAUAGGCUUUAAUGGAUGUUAAAAAAGUAUCACUUGUGGGUUUGAUGAGAUUUUUAGGUUAGUCAUCAACUCCAUGUUCGAAUUCAGAGAGGUAAACGAAUAACAGCAGCGAAGCGAUUGCUUUAAGUUGCGUCCGACUUGAAACGGCUUCCGCUUGAAAGUAUUGAAAAGCAAUAGAGUGGUUUUUUUUAGUCCGACCGUGUCGCAUUGAGCCAUUCCAAAUGCGACCAUAGCGUGCCAAGAAGCGGAGGUCAAUUUCAACUUCAUCAAAUUUCAGUGAACUCUGAAGACGUCACUCCAGGGUACCUGUCCUUCUUGAAGGCUCAUCUGCAGCUCUGUGGCGACUCCCGACCGACGGCGUCAGAACUGAAGCGACAUCCGUGGCUGACACCCGCAUCCGACCCUCCUCAGUACCGCCCGAAGCGGCAGACUCGCUCCAGAAGCCAUGACGCCGGCCAAAGAAGACGUCAGCAACUUCCAUCACUCCACGUUUUCUUUUGAGUUUUUCUUAUGAGCUGAUUCCUUUUUCAAGUUGCAUUUUGACUCGUAUUUUAUGGUUGAUAUGAAGACCGGGUUUUUACAGUUUUUUGGCACCUGAUAAUGGAAAAAAAAGAGUCGCCAAAAAUCUCAGACUUCAGAAAUAAGCUUUUUCUAAAACUCCGGGUUGAAACUUGGACGUGCGAGUCACUUUCAUCUCGGACCCGGGACCUUUCUGAGCAUUUCUAGGGACCACUAAAGUGAUCCCUCAAGUCUUGAACCUCUAAAGAGAUCCCUAACAAUGUUUUUGAAGGAGCUUUUUGAAAACUUUUCCGAGGUUGAAAAAAUACUUGUCAUUUUUCGUAUAGGCUUUUUUUGGCGGCUCAGUUUCCCCAAUUUUUGAUACUCAUAUACCUCCCAUAGUUUUGCCAGGACUUCCAGGAAAAACAAGAGAGUCAAGCUCUGGGAGGAAAACACGACCGCAAGAGUGAAUUGCUUGUCCACGUGUUGUAAAACAAGGGCCGGAAAGUGCUAAGCAGCCGGUGAUUUGUGUGACACAAAUCGCCGUUCUCAGCCCUACUUUUUGUCAUUUGUCAUUUUUGCAUAUGUGAAAAGCUCCCCGUUUUUGAAAUGCCAUCUGCCCAGCCUUUUUUUGAUCUGUAAAUUGACUUUUUUUCAAGAAUAAAUGUGACUGAUUGAUUGAUUUUCUCACAAAAAAAAUAUUUCGGAGUGUUUUGAUUUAUAUAAAUCAGUUUCUUUCUUCAUUUAGAAGCGUGUUUUGAUCUUAACUUGAAAAUUGAAACCUUUUUAGAAAUUUUCGAGACUCGGAAAAUAAAAGAAAUUUUUUGAGAUUAAUUUGAACUCUUGAGAAAAAUCUUGCAAAGCGUAUCUGGAUUCUACUCGAAAUCACACAGAACUCCGUAAUCUUAGAUAAAAAGGGGGUCAAAAGAUUGGGAAAAAAAAACUUCCGCGUAAAUGCAUCAAAGUUGCUCCAUCGAGUAACACCUUUUCGAAAUUUUUUUUCGCUCUUUUUUUCCUUUUUAUCCCUUUUUUGUUGCUUCUGGUGUUUUGAUUGAGAUUUCCAUAAUAAAAACCAUCUCCAAUUUGUUUUUACGUCAUAUUUAUUGUAUAUCCUUCAUGCCGAUUUCUGAAUUUUUGUAAAAAGAAUAAAUUGAAAAAAAGUUUAGCCAUCGACUAUCAAAGAUUUGUUUAAGCUGGAUUAUACUUCAAGAAUUUUUCCAUUUUUAGUUUUUCUGAUGUUUCUAUGAGUUUUCUCUCUAUGAUUAAUUUUUCUCCAAGAAAAAAAUUAUUAAAUUAAAGUGAAGGUUUCCGAGUUUGAAAGGACUGUGAAAAAAUUGCAGCUGAUUUUUUUUUGAUCUAACUUUUUGUAACUGAAUUAUUUCGCUCUAUAGUAUGUUCUUGCGGUGGAAAAAACUUGAAAGAGUUCUUCUUUUUUUCGUUUCCUUAACGGCAACUUUUUUCGUUUUUUCGUUUUCAAGCGCCAAUAAGCGCAACCUAGAAAAGACUGAAGGCUGGAAGAAAGGCCCAAAAUGAGAAUUUUUGCCAAGAAACUUUUCUUUUUCAGAAGGUUCUGAGUGCACACGGGAGCACGCGUUUUUGUGCGUUGAGUGCGUUUAAUUAGUCGUCGAAAUACGUUUUUCUUUCCAGCCUCGCGUGUCUCUUCUCCUUUUUUCGCUCUCUCCCUUUCUCACUUUUUUCAUUUUAUUCUCUUCUUUUUUUGGUGCUAUUCAUGUCACUUUCAAAGAGAAGAGAGACUUCUGAACGAAGCGCCAAGUUCGGAAAAUCUGAAAUAGAGCGAGUUUUUGGCAACGGCGGCUCAAAUGUCUUGAUUGAAUAAAUGCGCCAGGGCGCCUCAUUCGAUUACGUUCCCUUGGCUGACAAGUCAAUGGUGACGUGCUUCCCUAAUCAACCUGCUCGAAAACUUUUGAUAAGUCUGACUCAAAGACAGGAAAAAGGGAUGAGCUGUCAACUUCCUCCAGGAAAAAUGGUAUUUAAAGGAGAAGGACCGACAAGGAAGAUUAUUUCACUUUGCGGCUGGGAUUUUCCUGCACUUCUUGAUGCUCCCAAUGAGUCUCCACCUGCACAACUUUCUAGUUUUUGAGAAAUAAGGCUCAAAAACCUUGAAAUGGCUUAUUUUAAGGGUUUUCGGUGUCUUUUCUCGAAAGCUAGAAAGUUGUGAAAGUAUAGACUUUAAGGAUCUUGAUCUGAGACUUUGAAGAGGAAUAUUUUGGAAACUUUCAACCGCCAAGUAAAAUUUCCAUCCUUUUUAAAGAUAUUUAGGUAGUGUGUGACGUACUUCACAUUGGUCUUAUUGAUUAUUCUCUGUAUUUUUCCUAGCAAGAAAAUGUUUCAUUUGCGUUAUAAGAGACUUUCGUUUUAUGGUACAAUAAUUAGUAAAGAAUAAUUUACCUUGUGAGGAGAAAACGUAAUCUUCAAAUUUUUCGGCUAAAAAUCCCUUCCAAGCGUUGAUUUCAUAUAGAUUUUGCUCCGUGCUUUUGAAUAUUCCUUAUAAAUUCUGGCCUGCUCACGCCAAUCUUAAAAGAGUACUCGAAACUGCAAAUCGGAUAAAAUUACACUUUUUGCAGUAUUAUUCGUUAAAUAUGUUAUUUAACCUCGAUUUCCCGAAAAGUUACCUAAUGUCCGGAACACAUUUAGAGGAUGAAAAGUCCCAGAAAUCGUCGAAAAUUUUUUAUCACAAUUCCCUGUUCCCAAAAUGUUUUAUAAGAUGUCACUGAAAUACAAAAUUUUCUUUUUCUUUCUAUCUUCUUUCAUCUAAUUUUUUGAUUUUUUUCAAGGAAGGUGGUUUUGAAGAGCCUAGCGAAAUAGUGUAUAGAAACGAGAGAGUUUAGAGCACCCUACGUUUUUUCUUAAGACUUUAUCUGUGAUUUUUUUUUCAAGCUUUUUUAAUUUUGAGUGGCCCGCCCUAUAGUGGUUUCAGUUAUUGGCCAUCAUAGGGGCAUGCUAGUGACCUUUAUACGUCUUUUUAACUUUCAGAGCAAAAAAAAAAUGAGAGACCACUAUAGGGAUCACUUGAGCUUCAGAGCUUAGGGGUGAGACCUUAUACUCCUCGAGUAACCACUUAAAUUUCAGGGAGUACUGUUUUUUUUCCCUAUAGGGCUUUUUUUUUCCUAACCUUUUUAGUGACCUCUCUAGCGAUCCCAAGACCAUUUUGAAUCAUCGUUUUUCUCUUUUUUUUCGCUUCAACCAUGACCAAUCUGUUGUCAUCCAAUCAUCCUACCUGAAACCGAACACGUAAGAAAAAAAAGGCGUAAAAAGGUGGUGAGCAAAAAUAAUGGGCGGAGUCUUGGGGGGUGAAAAAGAAAAAAGUGGGCGGAGUCAAGGGGGGAUCGAUGGAGGCUUCUGGCGUGUGAGUGCUCUGUGUGAGUGUGCUGUGUGUGUGUGCGAUUCGCAUUUCUGGACCUACCAAUUCGGCCAUUUACCCCUACGCCUACUCUUUGACUCCCACUGCCGCCAUCAAGCCAGUCUAUAUCCAUACACUUGCUUUUUUCCUCCCCUCUGACUUGUUCCGAAACCUUAUGAUUCACUGAGAAAGUAGGUGGAGCCACCUCGGAUGCCUAGGGACGACGCCAAACUCGACUUUACUCUGACAAUCGCUACAAAAUCGCUUCAUUUCGCCUUCUACCCUCUUUUUUUUGUAGUCUUUACACGUUUCUUCCUCAACAUAAUGGCUUCCAACGAAGGCCAGGCUGCAGAAAAGGGACAAAAUAGACGUAAAUUGCUCGAAAUAAACCAUUUUAGUUUCAUUUUUGAGCUUCUAUUCACCAGACUUCCGGAUUUGCCCGUUUUGAAGAACUUUGACCUCGUCGCUUAGAAUGGAGGCUAUUAUUUUUGAUUGAUAUUUCCUGGUUUUCGUCUGGAAAAGGCUUUUUUUGAACAUUUUGAACAAAAUAUUAUGUACGGUAGAGGCUGGAAUGUGUAUGGUCCGCAAUUCUGUGAGACGGUGCAAGAGUUUCGUUUUUCAAUUUUUCGAGGUUUUAACACUGUUUUUUUGUUAUUUUUUUCAAGUAUUCUUCAAAAAAAUUAUUGAAUGAAAAAAAUGUUCGAUUGGAGUAUUUUUAAAAAGGCGUUAUUUUUUUCAAUUUUUUUCGAAAUAUUUAUUUUUUUCUAUGGGCUUUUUCAUGCUUUUAACUGUAUUUUUUUCAUUACCAUUCUUUCAAAAUCCAAUAAUAGGAUUUUUUCGUUUUGACUCAGUAAAAUUUAUAAAUUUUUUUUAUACAGAGCUCGCAAUUUUUGAUUUUUGCCGCUUUUUUUCAGAAUUUUUAUGUAAUUACAAUAUAGAUAAAUCUUAAUCAAUCUCGAAUUUGAAAAAGAAACCGCGUUUGAAUUUCAAAGGAUCAUAGAAAAGUUUCGAAAUGUUUACGGAGAGAAAAGCCGGUUUUAUUUCGGGAUAUUUCAACAGAAUUUUAUCAACUUUUUUUGAAGUUUUGUUUCGAGUUUCGCUCUGAUCGUUCUGCCACAAUUUCGCUAUUAUCAAUUCAGAAACAGUUUCAGAAAUCGGAGGAGGUAGGGUAAAAACGUCGGGAGACGCGUCAAGAGCCACGCCACGGAAGCGUCGACGACGACGACGACUUGGACGAUGUCGCAGUGGCGAUGAGACACCGAUGGCCGAGUGCCAACUCCUGGGCGGCCCUGGCGGCGGCCCUGACGUUGCUCCUGCCGCCCGGCGACGCCAUCAAGUGCUACUGUACCGACGACAAAUGCAUCCCGUACGGGUCCUGCGACGGCGACGUCUGCAUGGUCGGCAUCCUUCGCGAGUCCAACCAGGUGAUCCGCACCUGCGGCACCAGUCAGCUCGGCUGUCAUAGGUUCGUUUUUCUCACAUUCGUUCAGUCUUCAAAGAGGAUUUUGGCGAGAUUUCCGACUUUUCGAAAAUUUCUGAAAAAUGAUAUUUCAACAGGAUUUUACCAACUUUUUCUCAAAUUUUCAUUUCUGCUUCCUUAGCCUCGUGACGUGAAUAAUGAAAAUAUUUAGUUCAUUGCCAUUAUUUAAAAAAAUAGAAAUAAAAUAAUAUAAAAUAUAAAAUCGUUUUUUUAUAUUCGAAGGCUUAUCACUAGUAGAAAAAAAGGAAUCAAAGAGUAGAACCCUUUGAAAAUCAUUUUUUCGGAACUGGCGACUCAGUGGGAAACACCCAAAACUACAGGAUUUCAAGAGUUGGAAGAUUUUUUUCUAGGCCUGGGCCUAAAUUGUGAUUUUUUUGCUUCGGCCAUUUUCUCCUAACCAGUAAAAAAAAUUCAAGCCAGACUUAUAAAUUUGAAUUAAAUGAAGGAAAAAGCUUUUUAAAAAGCCUCCAUGAGACUUUCCGAGCUUUAGAACUUUUUUUUCUGCCUUUUCAACGUUUUUUUUUAAGCUUUUAUAGACAUUUUUUUCAUCCCUUUGUUUUGAAAAAAACUCAUUUUUUUCCCGAUUUUUUUCUUCUCAAAAAAACUGUUGAUAAUUAUUUUUUUGAUUAAGCCUCUUUCCAGUUUUGAGAAAAAAAAUUAAUUCAUAAUAUGAUAUAUCUCAUGAACUUGUCAAAAAAAUAAAAAAACUAUAGAAAAUCGUAGGACCUUUCAAUCUCCUUUGUUUUUGCUUUAUUUUUAUUUGUAAACUUGAAAAAAAAUCGUAUUUUUCUACAACAUUUUUUUCAUAGUUUGUUAGCAAGUUUUUUUGCUGCGAUUUUCAAAGGAAAAUAGACGAUUUCCAUGAAAUCUUCGAUAAGAAAUUCUGUUGUCACUUUUAUUCUAGGUUAACUUUGGUUUUUGUACCUUUAAACACCCGGAAAAUAAUUUCCAAGCAAAUUGAACUCGCGUUUUUUGCAAUGAGACAUUUUUCAUCUUUGUAAAGUCGGCCCAACUCGAAACCGGAAGGUCGGGUAGGCAGAAGAAGCAGGCGAAGGGCCGAAAAAGCACAGUCGCACUGAAAUUCGAGACCUCGCGGCUCAGACGUCGCCGGCGUCCGUUAAUCUUUUGGGUGCCCUCGGCCACUUUGUACACCAAAUCACUUAAGUGACCCGGAAAAAGAGUCUAGAUUAUCGGACAAAGUUUUUUGCACUUGCCAAAAAUAUUAUUUUUUUGGCGACUCUGAAGAAGAAGUAGCUUUUGAGAUCCCUUAAGUGACUCCAAAAUAAUUUCUUCCGAGCAAAAUUUCCGCACUUGCCGAAAAUAUUAUUAGCUUUUUUUGGCGCCUCUGAAAAAAGAAGGAGUUGUUUUUGAGAUGCCCUGCUUGCUCCUUUGGGAAAUCCUGCAUAAAGCACUUGUUCCAGAGAGAUGAAGAGUUUUUUGAAUUUCAUGAAAAGUGGCGUUUUAUUCGCGCAAAAUAUAUUUUCUCAUUGUUUUGGAGUGAGAAAAAUCAGAGCAGUGGUCUUUGUUUUGAGAAUUUAUAGCUGGAGAGUGAAAUUUAUGUGUCUUUUUUUGGAUUCCAUUUGUUAUUGUAGUUUUCAAGGAUCCUAGAGAAAUUCUGGAAUAGUGAAGGCAAAUUUUUACAUAAUUGAGUAACAAACCAGGUAUUAUAAUCCCUAACUGAUCAAAUUUGAAAAUAAUCAGUUUUUCUGGUGUCAAGGAAAAUAUAGGCGCCUUUAUUAGGUUUUUUGAAGGUUGAUAAGUUUUUUUGCUUUAUUACUGAAUUUUUGAAUUUUACGAAGGUUGUAAUCAAUUUUAUUGCAAAAUAUCGGAAAAAAAUAGUUUUUUUAACUUUUUCUGUCCAAAGAAGCCUCGGACUUAAUACUUACUAAAAAUUUUUUUUCUUUGGUUUUCCAAAGAACUUUAUCAUAAAGCCUUUAUGAUACUGAAAUUUCCAGUCCUCAUUAAUUCUCAUCAAGAGCACAGCUUUAUCGCAAAUAAGUUUGGUACAAGUUUUUCUAUAAUUUUCCACCUCCAAACGAGUUUUUCAGCCUUAUAGCUUCCAGGAUUAAUUAUUGCAUUUGCUUUUCCAUGGUCUGAUUCAUCAUUUUUGCUUUUCACACCAAAAUAGGCUUGCUAAGGGGUUAAGAAACCUAAGAAGAUGCUCUGUGAUAAGAAAAACGGAAGUAGAAGUUCCUACAGUAAAACAGCCUGGUUGUUGGCGAUCUAUACUGGAGCAAACGUGCCCAGACGAACUGUAGUGCUUUUUUGAAGUUCAUGUAUCAGCUAACUUUAUUUUCUUUCCUGUAGGCUGAUUCAUCAUUUUCAUGAGGAUAGAUAAAAGUUAGCUCCCCUAAACGGUUCUCCGAACGUGUUCGGAUAAUAAGAAGGACGGAAGUAGUCUCUACAGUGAGUAAGCCCGACUAAUGGCGAUCUAUACUGGAGCAAACGUGCCCAGACGCACUUUGUCGCGACGGCGUCGAGAGAGCAGACGACGGCAGAAAGAAGGCCAAAUCAAAUUUAUCCGCCAUCGGGCCCAUCAUACUCUUUCAUGCAGGCAGGCAGCACCUAGUGCAGCUCACCGAGCCGAAUUUGCUCGGCUGCCUCAAGUCGAAACAGCGCAGGCCAACAUUUGAUACUCUGAAAGAGCCUCCUCCCAUGAUGUCAUCUGGGAGGACACCAAGAAUUUCAAAUUUUUUUCCGAAAUUUGAACGCUCAAGGCUUCCCUCGUGUAGUUGGAAAAGUUAAGAGAAGCUCAGAGAAAGGUUGAAAAUAUAAUUUGAAGCUUGCGCUAUGAUUAUUUUUUCGAUUUUUUAUAAACUUUUUUGAGAGGUGAGAUCGACUCUUACUGCCUAAAACGUUUGAAGAUUCUGGAGCGUUCUAGCGGAGUGUCGUAAAGAAAAAAUAAAGUAAAAUCAUUUUUAGGGAUUUCAAAAUGUUGAGAUUAAAAAAGCGGAUGAAAAUAUCAAUAAAAUAUUCAGUGACAUUUCGCAAGCGUUCCAGCGGAGUGUCGUAAAAAAACACGAAAAGAUUUUUUUCCACGUCUCCUGGCUUUUCAAAUUACUCUACACAUAAUUACACAGAAAACUUAAUUUUUCAGCUGCUUCGUGCUUUUUUUCUCAGUUGCGAUGUGUGGAAAAUGGCAACAUAUUAUUCAAAAGAAGAAUUAUUAGCCUCGGGGACUCAUAAAAGCCUUGAGCCUCGGUUUUCAUUCGAUUCUGGGGGUUAUUUUUUGCGAAGCACGUUUUUAUGUUUCUAGACGCUUACGAGAUUGAGAAUUAUUUUAUUAAUUCCAAAAAAAAAUCAUGACCAAACCAUGAAAAACCAAGCUGAAGCUCACCCCGAAUAAACCAAGCAAAACCAAGCUGAAGCUCACCCCGAAUAUCCAUGGUUUUUUUCCAAUUUUUCCCGAAAAAAAACCUCCCAAAAAAAGCUGCGCAACAAUUUAUCAAGCUUGCCAACACAUAAUUGAUGAUAAGUCUUCUUUUUCUCCGGCGUUCGGAAAGUAAGCCUCCCGUAGGAGAAGGAGAAGAAGUUGGCUGGUGGGCCCCUCGUGCAAGAAUAAUUGCGUGCCGCUUCUUUUGUUUCGGUUCACGCUUCCCUCCCGAGCUGCUUGAAAAUGCGGACGCCUAGCUUCUGAGCAUAUCGAAUCCGUUUCGUUCCUCGAAUUUGAUGGAUUCUGUAAGAAAUGACCGAUUUUCAGACAUUGAACCAUGUAAAAGAAAGCUAGUCUUAAAGAUCUCGAUUUUAUUUUAUUAUUCGGAGACUAUAUUUGAGAUCAGACUGAUGAGAAUCAUUGAGGAACAGUUUUGUUUGCAAAAAUUCGAUUAAAUGCAUAAAAAUCAUUUUUUAACUUUUUUUUGUAUAAAUUGAACUAAGCGUCCCCAGCAAUUAUUGAGCCCAGGAAGCAGAAUGAGCUAUAAAUUUAAUUGGGGAUUUUCUGUUUUGCAUAUUCUUUCCGGCCAUGUGACCUUUCCAAGCUAAAGUUAGAUUUUUUUAUAGUCUGGUUUGAGAAAAGGCUGUAGUUUUAUGGAAAAUAAAUUAAAGAACUGGACUAUGGAAAAAAAUCAUCGAAAAAAAGGAAGCAGAAAAAUUCGACCAUAUUCUUAUUUUUUUGUACAGAAAGUUUGUUUCUCUGUGAAUUUUUUUAUUUCUUUUUGUUUGAAAAACCUUUUGGAAAAAUUUGUAAGUCAAAAAAACUAAAAUUUCAGUAACAGUGGUUUUUUUAAAAAUAAAAUGACAUACUCAGUUUUAGACUUUGAAAUUGAAAUUUAUGAAGUUGAAGGUAUUCAUGAGAUAAACCCAUCAAUUCAAAAAUUGAUGUAUAUUGAGAAAAAAAAGCAGAAAACUCGACAAAAUAGACCGAUGGAAUUUUUUUUUUUGGAAAAUCAGAAGUUGUUUUUUCAGGAACGAAGAAGAUAAGUGGACGGAUUUGUGCGCCUGUGAUCAACCUUUCUGCAACACCUUUGCCUACCUUCGUUCUCACACCAGGUAAGUUCAGAAAUUAGCGGAGGCAUGCUCGAAAAACUGCUCGAAAAUGUUUUUUUUUGUUCAAAUUCAUGCUCGGUAGUGUACUUCAGUCGGGAAAUGAUGGCUAGAUUAUGUUUUUUUGCAACUGAAAAUGAGACAAAUUUAGUAUUAUUCGUUCAUGAUUAUAUUUUGAUUGUAAGUGCGCUCCAACGAACAGUGGUUAUUUGAGGGGAGUCUUGCGCGUUUUUUUCCAUCCUUUUAAUGUAUUUGAAGCGAGUUUAAGAAUUUUGAAGUAGUUUUUCUUAUUAAGUUUUGAGGUUUCAAGUUCACGGCUCAGGAUUUGUCUCAUUUUUUUCAAUAUUUUUUCAUAAUUUUUUGCAUUUUGCUCGCAUCACCGCUGACUGUUCUGCGUAGAGAAUGCAAAACUACAAAUUUUCUUUUUUUUGUAUCUUUAGGAUUGGUUUUCUGAUGUUUGUCAGAACUUUUUAGGCUUAAGUUCAACUUUUUGGUAGCAAGAAAACGUUUUUUUAAGUCUAAGAGUGACUUUUUUAUAAAAAAAUUCUUCUUGAGGACUCGAGAAGUAAUUUAUAAUUCUUUGUUCCAAUAUAAAUCCGAUUUUCACUGUUUUCUGAGUUCUUCUGAUAAGUGACGCAUUGAAAUUUUAAAUUUUUUGCCUUUCUAGGCGAAAAAGAACUGAAUAAACGCGUGGAAAAAACUUGAAAUGACGUCAUUUUCCUAGUUGGCCCUGGAAUGACGUCAUUUUAAAUCAUCGAUUUUCGAAUUUCCGGUACUUUUAGAACGUUUUUAAGUAUAUUUACAUGAUUUUACUGAUUUUCAAUUCAUUUUGAGGAUCCAGGCGAUUCGAAACAGGUUUCAUGAAACUUGAAAGAUGCAUAAAUCGAAAAAAUAACCUAUAUAACCACUAAGAACCUUUUUCGGUACCGAGACCUAACUUUUGUCCAUGCUCCUUUAAAAAAUUUUAAACGGAGUCAAAAAUUAUUGGGUUUUAAUCACGAUUUCCCAGAGAUUUACCAAAAUUGAAAGCAAAUUACAUUACAGUUUCUAGAGAUUAUGCACGUGAAACAAUUUUUUGUUUCUUGUCGUGUUUUCGGCAUGAAAAGGAUGCAGAUGUCAAGGGCAAAAUGAGACGUCGUUUUUUUUUUCUGUCGGAAAGCCUCGAAUUUCCUGUUUUUUCUCCUCGUCCUGACAAUGGGCGAGCCAGUAGUCGUUGUUUUUUUCUGCGGAGCGCAUGCAUAUAUUUUCAUGCCUCGUUGUACUGAAUUACACUACAAAACAGAAGUUAUAGGCUACCAUAAACUCGAUUUUGCACAAUUUUGAAGUGAGAAAAAGAGUUAUCUACGACAAUUUUUCGUGAUUUUUAGUGUUUUAUGAUCGACGUUGAGCAAAAAGUGGGCUCUUAAGGGUUCAUAAAAGUUUGGGAACGAAUUUUUAUUUCUUUAAUGGAUCAGGCCUAUCUUUGGGUGCCGUGGAGACGAAAUCAUUACAUUUAGCGGUGGAAAAAUCGAAUUUUUGCCUGGAAAUAAGAAAUUUUUUUUAUUCGUUUUACUCAUUUUUGAAUGACUUUUGGCCUCUUUUUCAAAUAAGAACUAUGGAAGCUCGAACAAGAAUGAGGUGUUUUCUUAAGGAAGAGUUUUAAUAUUUGGUUGAAGAUAAUUUAGUGUGAAAUUGUUCAAAUUCCCACUUUUUUCCUCCAAAAGCGAACAAAAAAGAAGACGAGAACUCCAAACGUAUUAGUAAUUGGGAACAAGUCGAGCGGAAAUUCGGAAUCAAGGGGAAAUUGGGCGGCAAUUAUGCCUCGAGUCCAUGCAUAUCCGAACACUUUGAAACUGAACGUGGCAUUUUGCCCUUUCAGCUUCUCAAUAUUCAUAGGCCUUCAAGUUUGGAAUAUUUUCAGCUUUUUUGUUCUUUAUUUCGACCAUCAUUAGUGGAGGGACGGUUAAAAAAUGAGUGAAAUCGCAAAUAUAUUAUUAAAUAAAUCAUCGAAAAAAGUCUGUAAAGUAUGCAAAAUUUUUGAAAAAAGUUGUUCAUUGUCUAUCGAAAAAUCCGAAAAAAAGGCAGUUUCCAAGCCUUUUCUGCACAUUUAUCAUUCUCUUUUUCGAUACUUUAUGAAGUUUUUUUUGUUUUUUCUUCUAAAACCAGAAAAUCUUGGACCCCCCUACGUUUUACACCUUACAAACUUUCCUAUUCAGCCCUUCAGUAACCCAAAAAAGUUAUCCUUGUGUUUUUUUUUGUUAGUUGAACGUCGCCCAGUGACAAAGUGGCUCGUUAGGAGCUUCCGGUGGUCUUUUCUGGUUUCCGCUCUCAAGCCAAAACGCCAAGAGCUCAUUCUCUUCCUCCCAGAACACAGCUUUGCAUAUAGAGGACAAAUCUGACAUUACUUGAGAAGGAUUGAAAUUUUAGAGAAACGGUCGAAAACAAGCUGGAGAGAAUUGGCUCACAAAACUCCGAAAAAAGCGAAAAUUAAAGGAAGGAUCUUUAUUAUCUACAGAAAAUAUCCAUUUUCCUAUUAGCCGUGGUCGCAGUUGGAAUGGCUCGAAGCGUUGCAGUUCGAUUCUUUGUUCAUUCAACCGAAGGUGCAGAACUUUUAAAUUGUAUCCUACUUUCUGAAAAUGUAUGUGAAAAAAGCUACAAUGCUCAUUGAUGUAGUUGCGCGCAAGUCGUUUUGGGUCGGUUACAUCUCGAAAGACUGUUCCGCAGCCGCUACGCGUCGAGCCAUCCCACAUGCGGUUACCAGAUUUGACUUUAAAAAAAAUUUUCGCAAAGUUUUCCCAUUUUCGACUCUCAUGACUGCCAGAAUGAACAUUUUCGACUUUCCUGGGACUUUCAAGCUCUUUUGAUCAAUUUUAAAUAUUCUCAGUGAGCCUUAAAAGGAAAUGAAAUUCAAAAAAGCAAGAGCAUGUGUUCCGAGCCUACAUAUCUAACUGAAAGAAGCAUCCCGAUAUGCAUGCCGUGACUCUCCAGGCGACGCUCCUCGUCUUACGAAUGGUCGGCAGAAACUUCUAGUUCUCAACGGGACCGAGACGUGCCGGCAGCACCUCCGCCAGCCUCCCUGGGGGAGCACGACGCGCCGCUCGUCUUCCAUCGGAUGGACCGGCCCGACGAUCAGACCGGACCGCCGCCGGCGCCCAUUUCCACCAAGACUUCGCUGCUCACCCUGCUCCUGGUAGUGGUACCACUCACUGUUGGAGCCGCCACCGUACUGGUGAGAACUUUUUGUCAGUUCGCCAAGACUUGAUAUAUAUCUAUUUCUCUUGAUUUUGCGGGUUCAAAUUUUUGCCUACCCCCUUUUUGUCUUCAAAUCUUCCCAAUAAAAACAAAAAAAUUAUUCAUUUUCAGGUCGUCGCGUUCAAUUACUACUGUCAUUUGUGCUAG
Molecule: messenger RNA, 17116 nt
Organism: Caenorhabditis auriculariae
Lineage: Eukaryota; Metazoa; Nematoda; Chromadorea; Rhabditida; Rhabditidae
Source: the annotation of a GenBank genome assembly